Messenger RNA from Elaeis guineensis (African oil palm), 2405 nucleotides. Its product is annotated as serine/threonine-protein kinase AFC1. Gene Ontology annotation, molecular function: ATP binding; protein serine/threonine kinase activity. Gene Ontology annotation, biological process: protein phosphorylation. The record is from RefSeq and is a predicted model, not a curated record. NCBI's taxonomy places the organism in Eukaryota, Viridiplantae, Streptophyta, Magnoliopsida, Arecales, Arecaceae. Gene Ontology annotation, cellular component: nucleus.
UAGCGGAACCGACUAGGGUUCGGGAAAACAACCCCCGCCCACCCCUCCACCCCUCCUCCACCCCGCGUCUCUUCUUCAGCUCUCCCGAUUCUCUUUUCCAUUUCCUUCUCUCUCCCUUCUGGAUUCGAUGUUAGCUUAAGUAUCGAUCGGCGAUGGAGACCCAAUGGGUCGGGGAGUACCGGCACGUGGCCAUGGACAAGCGCCCCAGGAAGAGGCCCCGGCUCACUUGGGACGUGCCUCCUCUCGCUCCUCCCAGGGUCAUUCCAACAGUAUAUCAUGGACAGGAAGUUCUGUAUGGGGCUAGCACAAACCAUUUGUUGCACUCGUAUUACUCGACUGGAGUUCCUUCCCCUGCAUCUCCUCCAUGGAGAUUGGAUGACAAGGAUGGCCAUUACGUUUUUGCAAUUGGCGAGACUCUGACCCCGAGAUAUCGGAUACUCAGCAAAAUGGGUGAAGGAACAUUUGGACAAGUAGUGGAAUGUUUGGACUUGGAAAAGACAGAAGCAGUGGCUAUCAAAAUUGUGCGUUCACUUCGAAAAUAUCGGGAAGCUGCAAUGAUUGAAAUUGAUGUGCUUCAGAGACUUGCAAAAGCUGACAUCAGUGGUACACGCUGUGUGCAAUUACGGAAUUGGUUUGACUAUCGUAAUCAUAUAUGUAUUGUCUUUGAGAAGCUUGGACCAAGCUUAUAUGAUUUUCUCCGGAGGAACAGCUAUCGUUCAUUUCCCAUUGACCUAGUCCGGGAGUUUGGCAGACAACUUUUGGAGUCUGUAGCAUUUAUGCAUGAUUUACGGCUUAUUCAUACUGAUCUGAAGCCUGAGAACGUCCUUCUUGUGUCGUCAGAGUAUAUUAAGGUCCCCGAUUAUAAGUUUCUGACACGAUCAGCUAAGGAUGGCUCAUUUUCUAAGAAUCUGCCAAAGUCUAGUGCUAUCAAGCUCAUUGACUUUGGGAGUACAACAUUUGAGCAUCAGGAUCACAACUAUGUGGUGUCAACAAGGCAUUAUCGUGCACCAGAAGUUAUUCUUGGACUUGGAUGGAACUAUCCUUGUGAUUUGUGGAGUGUGGGUUGCAUUCUUGUUGAACUUUGCUCGGGAGAGGCACUCUUUCAAACCCAUGAGAACCUGGAGCAUCUAGCUAUGAUGGAGAGGGUGUUAGGCCCACUGCCACAGCACAUGGUCAUUAGAGCUGACCAACGUGCUGAGAAGUAUUUCCGUCGAGGACUGCGACUGGAUUGGCCUGAAGGGGCAACGUCAAAUGAAAGCAUGAGAGCAGUUUACAAGUUGCCUCGCCUCCAGAACCUGGUAAUGCAGCAUGUUGAUCAUUCUGCUGGGGAUUUGAUUGAUCUUCUGCAAGGGCUGCUUCGGUAUGAUCCGGCUGAGCGUCUGAAAGCACGAGAGGCCCUUCGACACCCAUUCUUUAUGAGAGAUCGGAGAAGAUAUGGUUAUUCUUUUAAUUUUUUGCAGAGGCUUCAAGCGUACAUGUAGCAAUUCUUUUGGCUGGACUUGGUGAUAGUGACCGGACAGAGGCUAUGCAUGGACAAAUCUGGACAGCCUGCGGCUUUGUAUUGCUUGCCUUCAAUUCUCAGAUACAAUGGUUGUUUUAAUGGGUUCAGGUUGUAUCUUUCAUGUGAAAGAAGAUCAAAUGAUUGAUCUUCUUUCGUGGUGUCGAGUGUUGGAUCAUGUCCUGUAUGGAUCUCAGAGCACUUCGAACUUUUCAUUCAUCCAUCUGCAUGCAUCUUGAAGCAAUUGUGCGAUCGAAUGGUGGGUUUGUACAAAGGAUGGUGAAUGCUUCUCCCAUGCCAAAGAUAAAUAUUGUCAUGAUGGUUGUGAAGACCAGCUGAAGGAUACCCUGCAGUCGAUACAUUGUUCCAGAGAUAUUAAUGGCUAAAUGGACUCUGUUGGGAGUGCAUUCACAAGCUGAUUUAUGGAAUUCUGGUGUGAAAAUUGUUUUGGUGAUGGUCGCAAAUUGUCUGCCUCGGGAAAUAGUCAGGGGAUCGGCAGUAACCUGUGGAUUUGGAAGUGCAUGUCACCAUGGUUCAUUCAUCUCGGUUGGAGGACAAAUCACUUUUUGUAUCCAAAAAAAAAAAAGGACAAAUCACUUUUUACACACACAAAAAAAAAAAAAGAGGCCAGAUCACUACCUCAUAAAGGAGAUUAAAUAUGUGAUUAGAUUCAUUAUUUCAUGGAACUGUUACUAUUCUUGCAAUUGAGGGUGAAAAUAAUGGGUGCGUAUUAGCCUUCCUCCCCGUUGUUGUUGUUGUGUUUAAACGGGCGUACAAAGUGAGGGUCGGUAUCCUGUGAAGUCAAAGCCUUGCUGUUCUUGCCUCUUGUAGAUUACCAAAUGUAUAUAUAUAAAGAUUUUGGAGUUAACAGAUUUUUUUUUUUUUCAAAAAUUGCAACCUAUUUGUA